Papaver somniferum (opium poppy) is the source of this 1415-nucleotide messenger RNA. RefSeq lists its product as uncharacterized. The transcript has 2 exons. Lineage: Eukaryota; Viridiplantae; Streptophyta; Magnoliopsida; Ranunculales; Papaveraceae. The record is from RefSeq and is a predicted model, not a curated record. The coding region runs from base 76 to 1341 and encodes 421 amino acids.
GGAAACCGAGUCCAGUGUGGUUGCAGUGGUUAGUUAUGCUUUGAGUUAUUGAAUAUCACAAGCAGGUUCAUAACAAUGGUAUCAUCCAGUCUUUUCUGUGCGUGCUCUGUAAUGGGGGAGUUAUCGGCUCAAUGGGCGGCGUAUACCAAGAUCAGUAAUGUAAGGAGCAACUUAUGUGCUCUUGGAAUGGAGAAACAAAGGUUGAUGUUUACUGAAAUCUCACCAGAUCGAGAGUUUAAUCUUUCAAAAACGGAGCAUCUCAUUUCGAUCACCGAGAAUGAGUUGGAAAAUCUCAUUUCAACCACAGCGGAAGAGUUGGGACCUUUCAUCACAGCUAUUGCAUCAACUCAGCCACAAUCAUCAGUAGAACAAUUAGUUGAUGCAGCUAAAGGUGUUGCUGAAAAGAAAGACGAAACUGAUUUCGAGUUGAUUAUUCCUUCUUAUUUCUUUGAAGAACAAGAUGAUUCUCUAGAUUUAGAAUUGAUUCCUUCUUUUUUCUUGGAAGAACUAGACGAAUCAGUAAAUUGUGACCCUCAGGAGGUACAACUCAUUCCCAAUUCGAAUAAUUCCAAUUGUAUUAAGGGUUCUCUCACUGAAAUCGUUUUCAGUAAAUGGAUAAGGGUCUUCAACAACCAUAACCAGCUCACAAUGAGGGUUAGUUGUUUGAAUCUUAAACUCUUGAAGGAGCUGAUGUUAAAUUACCACCAGCUAAGUGGUAAGAAUCGUUUUACUCUUCUCCUUGCUAAUACUAGAAUGUACUUCGAUCGUGGAAAAGGAUUUCAACUCAUUAAGGGGAAUUCAUAUUUUUCUGAUAAGUAUAGUUUAUGUUCUUAUAAGGUUAAUUCGGAUUUAUUUAUACUUCUUAUGGAUUUUUUUGAUUUUAUUGGUGAUUAUGCAUUGUGUUUUUAUGUCACUGCUUCUGGCUCUCUUGUACUCGCUGUUUGUUCCCUUUUAAUGGCUUACUACAAGGAGAAUUUUAUGCAUAUGCUCGUCAUUAAACAUGGGUAUGCCUCAUAUUCCUUGUUUCCUAAUUCAGUUGUACUGAUGUUUCUUCAAAAGAGUGACUAUGGUGAUAGUGGUAAGCUGCUUGUCAAAAUGUCACAGAGAAACAUUAUAUUCGAAAAUACUUUAUACUCUCUCGUGGAUAAAUAUUAUCUGGAAUAUGUUAAUGAGCUUAUUGGCCAACAUGGGUACCCAUCAGCUUUGUUUUUUGAGGGAUCAAUUGUCGUUGUGCUGGCGAAAGAGGUCGAAAAGGGUGAUGGUUGCCAGUUGUUGGCUCAAAAUCUACAUCAAGAAGAUGGUGUUGGGGUGGUGGCACACGGUUUCUAUUCUUGCUGCUAAAGUAUGGUUUGCAUGAAGGGAUUGCAGUCCUAUACCUUGGCUCAGGAAAUAUUUUUCGGGUUAAAUUGAAGAGU